Messenger RNA from Effrenium voratum, 847 nucleotides. NCBI's taxonomy places the organism in Eukaryota, Dinophyceae, Suessiales, Symbiodiniaceae. The record is from the annotation of a GenBank genome assembly.
UUGGCUCAAGUGCCGACACCGCCGGUCCAGCAAGAAGCCAUGACGGCAGGCGUGCAGCCGCGGCCGCCCAGCUUCACCGCCUCUGUGCGGAAGGGCGAUAUCCCCAAGGAGUACCAGCUGCAGCGCUAUUACACCGCGGCAGACGUUGGACAGCACAACACGUCCCACGACUGCUGGGUCUCCUUCUUUGGGCGAGUCUAUGACCUCACGCCGCUCCUGGCGGAGCACGAGGGGCCCUUGGCGCAGCCCAUCAUCGCCGCGGCGGGGAGCGACAUCUCCUUCUGGUUCAACGAGGCCACUGGUCAGCCGAAGGAGCAUGUGCACCCAGAGACCGGCAUGCAGGAGAUCUACUGCCCCUGGGGCCGCUACAUCCAUGUUCCGCCUCAGGGCCCUGAGUCUGGCUGGGCAACGGACUAUCGCACCCCCUGGUGGGAGGACGAGCGCUACUUCAUUGGCCUGCGCUCGGAAAGGACGCGGAAGGUGUGCAUCGUGAACUUGCUGACCAGACAGAAGAACACCCUCGAGGUGCCAGUUGAGGAGACUGUGGCCGAGAUCCAAAACCGCUACCUUGUGCACAACGCCCAUGCAGGUAGCUACACCUGGAAGCGUUUGGGCAAGCCACUGAACAUGGAGAAGACGCUGGCGGAGAACGGCAUGGAGGACGAGACGGAGGAGUUCCUGAGGCUCUCCAUCGACCCGGACAACCACAUCCCGGUGAUCCACCUCCACUUCAACGACGACCUCACGGAGGCCUGAGCGCUGGCCACCCGCCUUAAAAGGCGCCCGGCAACAUGCCGCGGGCGCGCGUCUCACCCUUGGGCCAAAGCGAAGCGGCCUGAAGUUGAAC